UCACAUAUGAUGUGGUGGUUUUAAUCAUGGAUGUACUGUAUUUCCUCUUUGAUUGAGGUUGGACUUGUUUAAUCUCCGGAGAGCACUAGGGGGAGGGAUAUAAAAAGGCGUUUACGGGUACGAGUUGGCGAGGAUCUGGGUGAGAGAAUCAUCGAUAUAGAUCAAAUUCUAAACAGACUUCUCCCUUUCAUUUUGGUGCGUUUUGUAUUUUGUUGGACACUCGUCGAGCGUCUAAACGCGAAAACCUGACACGCAUGGAGCCGCACAGGAUGAUCCGGAGACUCUUUUAACAGAAUAAAGUUAACUGUUCUACAGACGCGCUGGCCAUUGUGAUGAAGGAUCGGCUGGUUGAGCUGACUGCUAGAAAAGCGUCGGCAGAGGAAGAUGUUGCAGUCCCAGUGGAGCGAGAUGGUUUCAUGGAGGGCUUCUUCAGGAGGGUGGAGGAGGUUCGAGGACUCAUUGAUAGGAUAUUCGACCAAGUGGAAGACGUGAAGAAGAUACACAGCAUGAUUCUGUCCGCACCCCACCCAGAUGACAAAACAAAGGAUCGUCUUAAUGCGCUGACCAAUGAUAUCAAAGGGAAUGCCAAUGUGGUGCGAACAAAACUAAAAUCCAUGGAGCAAAGCAUGCCUAAAGAUGACGCGACUAACAGAUCAUCUGUUGACUUCAGGAUCCAGAAAACACAGCACACGGUGCUGUCCAGGAAGUUUGUGGAGGUAAUGACCCAGUACAAUGAGACACAAGUUUCCUUUAGGGAGCGAAGCAAAGGACGGAUCCAAAGACAGUUGGAGAUAACUGGAAGAGUGACCACCAACGAAGAACUGGAAGACAUGCUAGAGAGUGGAAUUCCAUCCAUCUUCACAUCGGACAUCAUCUCGGACUCCAAGAUCACACGUCAGGCCUUGGAUGAAAUAGAAUCACGACAUCAGGACAUUAUACGACUGGAGUCCAGCAUAAGAGAGCUACAUGUGAUGUUCAUGGACAUGGCAAUGCUAGUUGAAACUCAGGGUGAAAUGGUCAAUAACAUUGAGAACAAUGUUUCCAAUGCAGCUGAAUACAUUUGUCGGGCUAAAGAAGAAACCAAAAAAGCAGUAAGAUACCAGAAAAAAUCCAGGCGGAAGCUGCUGUGCCUUGCUGUGUGUGGAGUUGCGGGUGUCCUCAUUUUACUCAUUGCACUAGUUGGUGCCUUCGGGUGAAGGAUUACACGGGUCACAGCCUCACAGUAAUCUCUUGUUCCUGUAGUGAUAGAGCUUACAACAGCGCCAUCUCAUUCACCACAUAACAGCAUUACAGGGAGAAACACAAUCAAGUAUGCUAAGUUGUCUUCUGUUCUUCUUUGCACCAGUGACAACAGACCUCGUGACGCACAAAACUGUACAUGGGGAAUGGGUCUUUAAAACACAUCACUGUCCACAACAUUAGGUACAACUGCACUAUCUAG
This is a messenger RNA of Hippocampus comes (tiger tail seahorse), 1441 nucleotides long. RefSeq names its product syntaxin 2b (gene stx2b). Gene Ontology annotation, cellular component: endomembrane system; SNARE complex; plasma membrane. Gene Ontology annotation, molecular function: SNAP receptor activity; SNARE binding. The record is from RefSeq and is a predicted model, not a curated record. Bases 333 to 1196 code for a protein of 287 amino acids. Gene Ontology annotation, biological process: exocytosis; intracellular protein transport; synaptic vesicle fusion to presynaptic active zone membrane. The transcript has 10 exons. Lineage: Eukaryota; Metazoa; Chordata; Actinopteri; Syngnathiformes; Syngnathidae.